AUCAUCCAAUAAAAAAGAAAAAAAAAAGCAUCGCCAUUCAAGAGAACAAUCAUAUGUGAUUAUUGUAACAUCACAAAAUAAAAGCAUAUUUAAAAAUCUAAAAUUAAUUCUACAUAAAAAAAAACAUAAAUACUACAAGGAGUUAAUAAAGAAAUUUAUAGAGAUACAAGCCCAGUACUUUACAAAAGCAAGACUCGCCAUUCGCCUGUGAACGCAACACAGCACAGCGUCGAUUUCCCCACUCGCCAUUUGUGAUCAUGAACUUUGUGCCUAAACAUCUCGCCAGGACUCCUAGAUAUGAUAUAUACGACAAUGAGGAGAGUGAGGCAGCCGACCACUUCAAUACUUUCCUUGGCAGUAGUGGUAUGGAGGCUGAAGUGUCCAUCUCACGAGGACACAAGAAACCAGUCCAUUCCACUCCAUUCUCCACCACACUGCCACCACCAUUCACCCGCCUUUCCUCUAGUGUCGGCUCCUCCUCCUCCUCCGGCUCUAGACGUGGCAGGGGGAGACAGGGGGUUCUAGGACAGCAACACCACUCACUCACCUCCGUCUCCCCCGCCAGCACCACCCCUGCCAGCUUCAGCAACAGCAGCAGAGGCACAGAGCGCUUCAGGACCCCACAGACAGGACUCUCCCCGCGCACUCCAAGCUCAGGGUUCAGCCGCACCAGCUCAGGCCCCAGCAGGACGCCAGGAUCUUGUAGGAGUAGCAGCAGAAGGACUCCCAGCUCGGUGUGUAGUAGCAGGACGCCAGGGUCAGUGUGCAGCAACAGUAGGACGCCUCUCGUGCAGCAGGACCUCCCGCCCUCCACUAUUGUUGGCGUGGUAGAGGGGCGAGGGCAGGCGCAGGGGGAGGUGGGCGUGGCGGCGGUGGACCUGCGGCGCCCACACCUCACCCUGGCGCAAUUCUCGGACACUCACACGUACACCCACACCCUCACCAAGCUAGGCCUUCUCAACCCUCUGGAGGUGGUGGUGGCGACAACAGCAGCGCGGCCGGAGAGCGAGGUGGGGGCCGGGGGACGGGGCAGCAGGGGUCUUCUGAGGAUGGUGCAGGAGUGUCUUCCGGACGUGUCAGUCACCGCCAUUCACCGCAAGUACUUCAACGACGCCCGCGGUCUGGCCACCAUCAGGCACCUGGCGGCCCCGCACUGCGCCUUCGUGGAGCGGCAGGUGGCCAACAGGUACUACAGCUUGGCAGCGGCGGCGGCAGUAAUGAAGUACGUGGAGCAUGUGCAGCACGUGACCUACGCCCCGCACAGCCUGCACGUGGAGCUCACUUCCUCCGAGGACACCAUGACCCUGGACUUCUGGUCGUGGCGUGCCCUGGAGGUGGUGAGGAGCCUACAGGGGGACUGGCAGGACUCCCUCUUCGGCGCCCUGAGACACACACGCACUCCUGCAGGCACGAGGAAGCUCCGGGCGACGCUGUUGCAGCCCUUCUCAGACCCCCGCACCAUCAACGUUCGUCUGGACAGCCUGCAGUACCUCGCCCAGCACCCAGACCUCUUCCACACCCUCCAGUCCAUCCUGGGGCGCUUCCCGGACAUCGACUGGCUGCUCUCCAUGUGUGUCCAGAUGCCCAAGGAGGACACGGAGCAGCGGAGUGAGCAGCGUCUUAACUAUAUCAUAGGCCUCAAGAACACACUAGAGCUCUUGGAACCUCUCCGCCUGGCAUUGGUAGAUGUGGACGACCCCUUUCUUGUCUCCAUUCGUGAGACACUGGGGCGGGAAGAGCUGCAGGCGCUGCUGGAGGUGUUGCGGGGAGUGCUUCACGAGGACGCCAGGCUGGUUAAGGGCGCGGCAGCCAUGAGGACCCUCCGCUGCUACGCCAUCAGGAGUGGCGUGAACGGUCUGCUGGAUGUGGCCCGCAAGAUUUAUUCCGAGAUCAUUGACGAUAUUACUGAGAGUGUGACGGCAGUAGGGAAGCAGCACAACCUUCCUGUCCGUGUGGGUCACAAUGCAGCUCUCGGCUUCCACAUUACCAUCCCGGUGCCCAAGAGAAGCAGGCCCCCGACUCUCCCGCCUACGUUCAUUAAGGUACAGCGCGGGCGGGGCCACCUCACCUGUACUACUGAGCUCGUGUACCAGUUGGACCAGCGCGCCAGGGACACCGUCAGGGAGAUUCUUGUCAUGAGCAACGUCAUCGUGCAGGAGGUGCUAGGAGAGGCGCGGGGGAAGAUCGGAGUCCUGCAUGACCUAGGGGAAGCCGUGGCCACGCUAGACCUGGUGGUGGCGCUGGCUCAUGUGGCUUCCCUUGGUGCGUGGGUGCGUCCUGAGUUUUCCCCCACGCUGGCGAUACGCGAGGGGCGGCAUCCUAUCCUGGACCUCCUCUCCCCCUCGCCCCCCGUCCCUAAUAAUUCGUUCCUGAGUCCCGGCAGCCUCCUGAUGGUGGUGACGGGUCCCAACAUGAGCGGGAAGAGCACUUACCUGCGCCAGAUUGCUCUCAUUCAGGUACUCGCCCAGAUCGGGAGCUUCGUGCCUGCGGAGAUAGCGUCCCUGCGUCCGGUGAAGAAAGUGUUCACCCACCUCAGCUCCGAGGACCAUCCGGAGGGCAACGAGUCCACCUUCCAAGUGCAGAUGAACGAGGUGGCUCACAUGAUGGUGGGCACGGACGAGAGAGGGAGAAGAGCAGGGGGAGGAUCAGGCAGGGAAUCAGCUGGAGCAGGAUCUGAUUCCCUUGUAUUGUUGGACGAACUGGGCUCCGGAACGUCACUGGAGGAGGGCGGGGCCUUGGCAUGGGCGGUGGUGGAGGCGCUGAGCCAUGUCGGUGCUACAACUAUCCUGGUGACACACACGCUCUUCCUCACGCGCCUGGCUGCUCUCUACCCCAAUGUGACCAACUAUCAUCUGGAGAGCUUGGAGGGGCAGGAAGGGCGGCUACACCUUACCCACGUGGUGAAGAAAGGCGUGACUCGCACCACACACUACGGCCUGUCUCUUGCCGCCCUCACGCCCUUCCCACAGCCACUCCUGCAGCGCGCCCAGCAGCUUGCACGCUCCAUGGCCCCGCCCACUCAGAUGAGCGUGGUCGAUGACAAGGAGGAGGAGGCGGAGGAAGGGCGCCACGCUGUGUACCGCCUGGCUCACCGCCUCAUGGCCUUGGCGAGCACCCUGCCUAACCUCGCCAACAUUUCCAGUGCAUCCAGACCCCCCUUGGACACAUCACACUCAGACACACUCGAGGCCUCACGUGUGGCAUCAUCCUCGUCCUUCCACAUAUCAGGACGUAUUGAGGCCGCAGGAACCAAAACGCCCUCUGAUGUAUCCGGCCAAGGCUCCUGUGAUGGGGUAAGAUCGUUACAGAAGACAAAUCAUGGUGUACCAAAUGCUCCACUGGUGCCUUACAAUCUAUCACCCAACACUAACGCCUCUACUGAUACUAUACCAGCCUCUGCUACCAAUGGAGGAGACACCAAUCACUCCAUCCAGGGCCGAGGGAAUACAGUCAAUGCGGGGACGAGUCUGGAGACCCAAGGGACGGAGGAACUCAGGGAACAACUGGAGGCGCUACGCAAGGAAAUUCCUGGGGCAAGUGUCGGGCAUGGAGGUGCUACAGGGAGAGGCGGGGCAGGCGUGUGGGGAGCCGCGGCCGUGCUGAGGCAAGGUAAAGUGUUAAUGGCCCUUGUACCUCUUGAUUCCUUGAUUUUGUGUCGUUUUUAUCUUGGUAUUGAAAGGAACGAUGCAGCUGACUCACUGACGCGAGGCUUCACGUGCUCUGCUUUGUGUCAGGCUCAGAUUUUUAUCAUGAGUUAUUAGUGAUUGGACAGAUUUUUUAGUGAUAGUGAGUUUUUUCUCGUUAGUCAGAUAGGAAUGGAGCUGAUUCACUGACGCAAGGCUGGAGGUGCUUUCCUUUUUACCAGUAGAGCUGUUAGUGAGUGAGCUGAUUUUUGUAUUGAUAGAUAGUGGUGAUUUCUAAGAUUGAUAUAAUGGAGCUGAUUCACUGACGCAAGGCUGGAGGUGUUUUUUGCGUUGUGCCAAGGUGAGAUUUUUAUCGGAGGAGUUAUUAGUGUCUGAGAGCAUUUUUUUUUAUUGAUAGGCAAUAUCGUUUUUUUAUUUUAUUUAUUUUUCAGUAACUAGAUAAGGAAUGGAACUGAUUGAGAGUUGUAAGGCUAAAGGUGUUUUUUUUUUAAUCGAAAGAGUUAUUAGUGACUGAAAUUUAUUUAUUUUUUUAUUGAUAGACAGUGGCUGUUUUUUUUAUUUUUUUAUGAAUCAAACAAGUAAUGGAGCUGAUUAAGAGACGAUGUUUGGGUGUUUUGUUUCCUAUCAGACUGAAAUCUUUAUCUGAGAAGCUGUUAGUGACUGGACAGAACUUUUUAUUGAUAGCCAGUGACAUUUCUCCAUGAAGCAAAUAAGUAAAGCAGUUGACUCAAGGACGCAAGGCUGGAGGCGCUUCAUGAUGUGUUACACUAAAAAAAAAUGAUCGGUAAAGUUUUGCGGUGAUUCCAGACAUUUUUUUCACCUGUGUGCUUAGUGGCGGAUUUUCAAUGUAAGGAAUAGUGCAGGUAAAUCACAAACACGAGACUUUUGAUGCUUAAUUUCUGUGACAAACUUGGAUGACUUCUAUCACUGAACUUUGUGGCGAUUGCAUUAAACUUAUGGGUAACGCGCCAUGAGUCUCGUGGGAAAAUGCGAUUCGUGAUAAUUAUGCUGCCGUGUUGGCGUGGAGGGCUUGGGGAAGGAUUGUAAGCAGUAUAGCGGCAUCUUGAGGAGCUAAAGAUAUAGAUAGAUAGAUAGCAAAGGUGUAGCGAUUUCAAACGAGGAGGUGUUAUGAGGUAUCUUGUAGGCGUGGAGGGUUUCAUGGAAGGUUUCGUGAUUGGGAGAACCUUAGAGAAGGGCUGGAAGGAGUUUAAUGGCGUCUUGUGGCGCUGAAGAUAUAGAUAACAGAGUUGUAGUGAUGACAAACGAGGAGAGUUAUGAGUUACCGUGAUGGCCUAAGAGAUUUACGUAAAGUUUGGAAGCAAUAUAGAGACGUCUUGAAAGUUAUAGAUAGCAGAGAUGUAGCGAUGACAAACGAGGAGGCUUAUGAAUUACCGUAAUGACAUGAAAGGUUUGAUGAAAGGUUUCGUAGGGUUUUUGAGUUAUCGUGAUGGAUUGAGAGGUUAAGAGUUGGAAGCAGCAUAGAAGUGUCUUGAACGGCUUAAGUUAUAGAUGUCAAAGGUGUAGCGGUGACAAACGAGAACAAGCUGUUUGCAACUGUCUGCGUGAUGCCUGGCGCCGCGCUGCAGACAUCACACGCCACACCAGUCAUCACUCAGGAGCUCCACACUGGCAGGUCACGCACGGCUGUGUUAAUGCCACCUAAGCAAACUACACGAGGAUUCUGAUGUGAAAGAUUACCGAAUGUUAUUUCAGUCUUGAUUAAUUUUUCUGUCGUAACCUUACGUAAUUUUCGUGAAGGGGAGGAAAUGUGUGUGUGUGUGUGUGUGUGUGUGUGUGUGUGUGUGUGUGUGUGUGUGUGUGUGUGUGUGUGUGUGUGUGUGUGUGUGUGUAUUCGUAUGCAUGUUAGUAUAGGAAAGUAACUUCACAGGAACAUCUUGAGGGUGAAAACUUAAAACAUUCACAAAAAACAAACAAAAAAAGAACAAAAAGAACAAAAAAGAACAAAAAAAACAACAACACUUGAGAGAGAAUAUACAACACACAAAUGACCCGGUACCCAGAGACUCGAAACCCCAUAGAGCAACACAAACAAAGGCACGCACACAAACACGCACUCACGCACAUAUACACAGAUAUUGGUUUCGGAGAGCAGCAAUCUGGGCAAAGCUAGGAAUGGAAUAGCAUGGAAUAUCACUUUUUGUACAGCCGCAGGAAAUGUGAGAGGCGGGUAAUAUGAAGCAGAGGGGCUUGGGAGGGCUAGCGAUAUUGGCUGUACAUAAUCAUUUAGUGGCCGUGAUGAGUGGCUCUUGGCUGGCUUCGAGGAGGAUAUAUGAGAGCCAAAGUGGAACAUAAUUAUCUCGCCUCCUCUUCCUUCUCCUCCCGACUUGCCAUAUGACUCCGGAUGGGAAGGAAAUCUGAGGUUUUUCUUUUUUUUGACAGCCAUAUUUCUUGUUUGGCUUUAUAUUUGCUAGGUUGUGGGAUCCUUAUUUCUUUCUGCGACACUGAGAUCUCCAUAGUUACAGUAUAUCUAGUUAAGAUGUUGUGGAAGGAAGAAAAUCUGUCUUACAAGUGUACUUUUUAUUUGGUUUCAUAUUGGCUGUGCUGCUGAGUAAGGCUGGUAUGCUAGAUUAGGUUAUCCAUUGUCGUAUUCAAGUGUUCAGAGGUUAAGGACUGAAAGUAGAGAAGUUGUCCUUUCCUCAACUUCAUUUUCUUGUUUGGUUUUAUUAUUGCUCUACUAUAAAUUAAGUUUGCUUCAGCUUGAUUAAGUUAUCCAUAUUGUUGAGUGGAGUGACUUCAUUAUACUGGGUUAAGUUACUCAUUGAUAUAUCCAAGUGUUGAAAUGUUGAGGACCAAAAGGAAGAAAUGUUUCUUUUCACAGCUCUGUUUCUUGUUUGCAAAGUUCCUUCUGCUAUUUUAAGUUAUCCAUAGUUAUUUGUAUAUUUAAGUGUUAAGAGGACUGAAAGGAAGGAGUCUAGCUUUAUAUAACUUUAUUUCUUGUUUGCUUACGUCUUUGUUGAGGUGUAGAUUAAGUUCGCUCCGCUAGGUUAAGUAAUCCGUAAUUAUUCGUAUGUGUAAGUGUUAAGAGGACUGAAUGGAAGGGAAUCUUAUUUUUUACAACUCUACUUUUUUUUUUUUUUUGUAUGCUGAUUUGUGGAAAAGUUAGUUCUGCUCCCUUAAGUUAUCCAUAGUUAUUCUUAUAUGUAAAUGUUUAGAGGACUGAAAGGAAGGGAAUCGUAUCUUUUUAUAACUAUUUAUUUUUCUUUUUUUCGUUCCAUAUUUGCUGAGCUGUGAUGUUGUUUUAUAUA
This is a messenger RNA of Scylla paramamosain (green mud crab), 6910 nucleotides long. RefSeq names its product mutS protein homolog 4-like. The record is from RefSeq and is a predicted model, not a curated record. Gene Ontology annotation, cellular component: nucleus. Bases 258 to 3761 code for a protein of 1167 amino acids. Gene Ontology annotation, biological process: reciprocal meiotic recombination; mismatch repair. Gene Ontology annotation, molecular function: ATP binding; ATP-dependent DNA damage sensor activity; mismatched DNA binding. The transcript has 19 exons. Lineage: Eukaryota; Metazoa; Arthropoda; Malacostraca; Decapoda; Portunidae.